Molecule: messenger RNA, 1209 nt
Organism: Prorocentrum cordatum
Lineage: Eukaryota; Dinophyceae; Prorocentrales; Prorocentraceae
Source: the annotation of a GenBank genome assembly
GCUCAGAAGGACCCGAGGACACUCCACUCGGUGCUUGCGGCGCGGUGGCGGAUUUGGGUCUCCCUCUACCUGCCAUACGUGGCCCUGUACGUCGACGUCAUUAUGAUUCCGGGCUUGCAGCCGUCCACCAUCAUGGACGUUGCUCUAGGCUUGGUAAUCGCGUUCGGAAACUUCUUGCUGUCCUGCGUGAUCGAGCUGGUGACCUCCUGGGCGGGCUUCGUCUACAAGCCCAACAGGGACCAGGUCGUGCUGAGCCUGGCCUUCCUCGGCACGUUCCUGAACACGGCGGCCGACCUGUGCAUGAUUGCGAUCAUCGCUCAGGGCACGGUCUUCCAGGACGCGUUCAGUGGGAGGAACACCGGCUACGAUACAGCGAUCUCUCGGAAGUUGUUCUCCCUGAUAGUGCCGGGUUACUUGUUUACACCGUACUUUUUCAUUCCGUUUUUCGAGCAUUUUUUACCACGAUGGCUUGCUAAGCAGCUUGUGCGCACACACCGUCGCAUUCCACUGCACCGUGCCAUCCAAGCCGUGCAGUUCCGGGAUUGGGAUAUCGUUUGGCGCUAUGCCGACAUACUCAACAAUACGACCAUUUGUAUAGUGUUGCUUUUCUUCACGAGUCCUUAUGGCUGGCGGGUCAUGAUAUGGUUGUGCGUCUUCUUUAUGUUCAUUUAUGCUAUCGACAAAGAGCUGCUGCUGAAGCAUACCAUGCCUACCAUAUACGAUACGCACUCUCUGAGCCACUCGUUUGUUCAUUGGUGGAACGUGCCGACGGGGCUGUUGGCUGCGCUUGUGGCAUUCUGGGGCUACAAGGCCCAAGCUGGCAUAUUCAUUAACCCCUAUGUCGGACUCGCUUUCGUGUCGGCGCACGCAGUGAUAUACUCGUGCGUCGUCGAGGCGUGUUUCUGGAGACUUGGGCACAUGCGGAGUCAGACGGAAGACAUGCGGUAUUCAGAAGCCACCAAGAGGCUGCGGCAGAGCCGCCGCCACUGGGACUUCUUCAACUGCAACCCCGUGUUCUGUCUGCGCACGCGACUCCUGUCUGAGAAGGAGUCGGAGUGGGAGCGGAUCGCCGACGCCACGUACGUCGGAGAGCCGCGGAAGCCGCGCGAAUGCGUCCCGUUCAAGCGCGGGAGCGCCUCGGUUCUGCGCCGGGACAACGAGAGAAGGCAGCUGCGCACUGGGGACUUCGCCGCGAAUUUGGCGGCAGGA